This is a messenger RNA of Neopsephotus bourkii (Bourke's parrot), 2608 nucleotides long. It is a transcript of the gene CCDC166, whose product is annotated as coiled-coil domain containing 166. Bases 1434 to 2327 code for a protein of 297 amino acids. The transcript has 3 exons. NCBI's taxonomy places the organism in Eukaryota, Metazoa, Chordata, Aves, Psittaciformes, Psittacidae. The record is from RefSeq and is a predicted model, not a curated record.
CAGCCUGCCUGGAGCACCUCCUGCCUCCUUCCUCCCUGAUGUUGCCUUUUGAACAGCUGUUUCUCUCACACAUUCUCACUCCCCUCUUUCUUUUGCUGUUGUGCAGCAUCUUUACUUUUUCUUAAAUAUGCCAUCACAGAGGCACUACCACCAUUGAUGCUGGAUUCUGCUUUGGCCAGUGGUGGGUCCUCGGAGCCAUUUGGUUCUGUACAACAUGGGGCCAGUAUUCGGUGUCUUCCCAGAGAAACCAACCUUGCAGCCCCUGCCCUCUGCUACCACACUGUUGUGCAUAAACCACAUAGAAGGGUGCUUUGAUCUAUCAGGAAACUACCUACAAAUCAGUAACAUCUGAAGGUAUAAAAUUUGAAUUAGAAAAAUCUCACUUUCAGAUGUUUUUAUGCAAACCAAUCAACCACUGUAAUAAACAAGCAAAGGAAGUCAUCUCCAUUAUUACUGUGUGGAAGUUCAGAUGCAUUUCCAGGAACUUGUACUUUAGUCACAAAUAGCCAGGUUAGAUGAACAAGUAAACCAGUGAAAUUCAUUGCCUUAUGCCACAGAUAUGCCAAACUUUUACUGUUACACACAGAGAGAAACAAAAAUUCUCAUGUACCAGGAUUAGCUCAUUUUCCCUACAAAAUGCAGAAAUUGCCUCCUCAACUAUUCAUUUCCUUUCCAAAAGCAGAAACUCCUCCAUAAAUAAUAACUGCAUCUGCAAAACUCCUUUCUAGCAUAUGCCUUUCAGAUGACACAAACAUCCCCUUAUACACACACCCCUUCUUCACUUUGUGGGACCUGAGGCUCUUUGCCAAACUGUUGGAAAGAAAAUGCAAAUGUAUGAACCAGAAAUGCUCCAGCAGAUACUGGCACCUAAUUCGCAAAGAGGACUGUAUCUUAAGUCAUACCUUUUCCUUUAGCAGCGAGCUGAGGCUGUUUCCUCAUUAAUACAUUGGCCACUAUAAAUCUUAAUCUUAAAAGCCAAACUGCCUUUGUGUUUCUGCUUAACUGAUUGUCUAUCCCAGCUGCAACCAGGACCCUGAUGCCAAUAAGUAUCACAGUCAGGCCCCACAACCGAGCUGGGAACUGAAACAGCUCCAAGAAUCUCACUGCAGAACUUCUUUUGUGACUUGUUAUGUUUCAUCGCCAUGGUCACGCACAGCUUACAAUCAGCAGCAUUCCUUAGAGAGCACAGGCUGGCAAUCAGCAAAUGCUGUCAAAUAGAGCGGGAGCAGCAAGCCACGAGAAGCUAUCUGGAAAAUCCAUGAAGACCACAGGAGCAGGGAAGGACUGAUACCUUCUCAGCAAGAGACAAGCCAGAGACAGAACAACUCGUAAAAACACAGAAAACCAAGGCAUGGUUACCAAUGUACUCUGACAAAGUUGUAACAUCUUCCUCAUGAUAGAUUUGCCAGUGUUUGAUACUCACAGUGUGGACUAUGGCAUCCAAGACAAAGCAGAAGAAACAAGACACCACACGUGCUGGGAAAAAUAAGCAAGAAAUAACAACCAAGAAUGGAGAUACAUGCAAAGAAGUAAGUGACAUGGAAAUACUUGCCCAAGAGAGAAAAACAUACUUGCAGAAGGAAUACAAGGUUGUUACUGAACAUAUGAACACAUAUAUGGGAAGGAUGGAGUAUUUCAUGCAGGAAAAUAAAAUUCUAGAAAAGGAAGCCCAACAGAAUCAGGAAGAGGGCAAUGCUUACCUCUCUUACAUAAAAAAACACAGCCAGAAGUGCCAGGAUCUGAUAAUAACAUUAAAUGACCAGAAUCACGCUGAUCUGUCUGAAAUUGGGAUGCAGAAAGAUAAGCUCAUUUCACAAUACACAGAAAAAGAAAAGGAUGUAAGGAGCAAUCUGAUAAACAUGGAGUCAAAGUACUCUCUUCUGAGCAUGGAGGUUGAGGACCUGAAGCCUUUCAAUGACCCAUCUUAUCAAAAGGAACAGAUAAAAAAGAUUAAGCAGCUGGAAAAGGAACUGUUGGUCACAAAGAUACAGCAUUCAGAUGAAAUGCACAAAAUUAAGAGCAGAUUUCUGCAGGCCAAGGAUGACUGUAAGAUGGACUUUCAGCAUAAGAUCCACGUUCUCACCAAGAGAGCAGAAGCAGCAGCAAUACAAUCUCUAAUUCAGCAUAUCAAACAAGUAAAAGCAGAGAAUUGGCAUCUGCGGCAGGAAUUGCUCAGACUCAUCCAAUACUCAAAAAUCCUUAAAGAAACUAAAGUUCAAUUGAGAGAGCAGCAGGAGCAGCUUCUUAGGGAGAACCAGUACAUUCAGGACAUGGCACACGCCAAGACACUGUCUACACAAGCAUCAGGUGCACAAUGCAACUGGUGAAACCUACAGGUCUCACAGCCUGUUCAGAUGUGCCCAUUAACCUCACUCAUGCCAGUGCCAGCAGACAUUGCUGGACUGCCAGCUGCUGCCACCAUUAACUAAGUAACAGUAUAGAGAAGAAAAUACUCUGUGGGAGGAUGGAUUGACACAGCUCAUGCUCAGCACAUGAUCCAGACAACAGAUCUUAAAAGUAACAUCAGCUGUAAACCAUCUAUAUUAAGACAUUUGAAACUGCAAUCCCUUCAUGUCCCAGAAUAAACAAUGACAUUUUCUCUUUGAAA